CAGGCAGCGGCGGGGAUGGCGCGGCGGGGCGGGGAGCGGGGCUGCAGCCGCCGCCGCCUGCUGCCCGCGCUGCCGCUGCCGCUGGUGCUGGCGCUGGCGCUCGGCGGGGCGCGCGGCUUCGGCGACGAGGAGGAGCGGCGCUGCGACGGGAUCCGCAUCGCCAUGUGCCAGAACCUGGGCUACAACGUCACCAAGAUGCCCAACCUGGUGGGCCACGAGCUGCAGGCGGACGCCGAGCUGCAGCUCACCACCUUCACGCCGCUCAUCCAGUACGGCUGCUCCAGCCAGCUCCAGUUCUUCCUUUGUUCAGUCUACGUUCCCAUGUGCACAGAGAAGAUUAACAUCCCAAUAGGUCCCUGCGGUGGCAUGUGCCUUUCUGUCAAAAGAAGAUGUGAACCUGUCCUAAAAGAGUUUGGAUUUGCCUGGCCAGACAGCCUAAACUGCAGCAAAUUCCCACCUCAGAAUGACCACAACCACAUGUGCAUGGAGGGCCCAGGAGAUGAAGAGGUUCCCCUUCACAGCAAGAUGCCCUUGCAGCCAGGAGAAGAAUGUCAUGCCAUGGGAUCUAAUUCAGACCAGUAUAUCUGGGUGAAAAGAAGCUUGAACUGUGUCCUUAAGUGUGGCUACGAUGCUGGUCUCUACAGCAGAUCAGCUAAGGAAUUUACUGAUAUCUGGAUGGCGGUGUGGGCAAGUCUGUGCUUCAUAUCAACUGCAUUCACAGUCCUGACCUUCCUGAUCGAUUCUUCCAGAUUUUCUUACCCCGAACGCCCAAUCAUAUUUCUGAGUAUGUGCUACAAUAUUUAUAGCAUUGCUUAUAUUGUGAGGCUGACUGUGGGCCGGGAAAGGAUAUCCUGUGAUUUUGAAGAGGCAGCAGAACCUGUUCUUAUCCAAGAAGGUCUUAAGAACACAGGAUGUGCUAUAAUUUUCCUACUGAUGUAUUUUUUUGGGAUGGCUAGCUCCAUCUGGUGGGUUAUUCUGACACUGACAUGGUUUCUGGCAGCCGGACUCAAAUGGGGCCACGAAGCUAUAGAAAUGCACAGCUCCUAUUUCCAUAUUGCAGCCUGGGCUAUCCCUGCUGUGAAGACCAUAGUCAUCUUGAUUAUGAGACUGGUCGAUGCGGAUGAGCUCACUGGUCUGUGUUAUGUCGGCAGCCAGAAUCUAGAUGCACUCACUGGCUUUGUCGUUGCUCCACUUUUCACUUACUUGGUUAUUGGAACUCUAUUCAUAGCAGCAGGGUUAGUGGCCUUGUUUAAAAUUAGGUCUAAUCUUCAAAAAGAUGGGACUAAAACUGACAAGCUGGAAAGAUUGAUGGUCAAAAUUGGGGUCUUUUCAGUGCUAUACACUGUCCCAGCUACCUGUGUCAUCGCCUGUUAUUUCUAUGAAAUCUCCAACUGGGCUGUCUUCCGCUAUUCGGGUGAUGAUUCCAAUAUGGCUGUGGAGAUGCUCAAAAUCUUCAUGUCUCUUCUGGUGGGUAUCACGUCUGGCAUGUGGAUUUGGUCAGCCAAGACUCUGCACACAUGGCAAAAAUGCUCUAACAGACUGGUGAACUCAGGGAAAGUGAAACGGGAGAAGAGAGCAGAUGGCUGGGUAAAACCUGGGAAAGGGAAUGAGACAGUGGUAUAAUGAAAACCAAUGUGCUGACUUCCCUCCCCAGAAGGACUGCUCACGUAUAAACAUUUGCAGUAGAAAUGUUGCUGGGGGGGAGGAGUGAGGAGAUUAAUACAAAAAUUUGUCUCUGAAAAAAAGCCUUAAAGAAUAAGCAACCAUUUCAAAAGCCUCGCUGCAAACAGAAUAGCCAUAAACAAUGCUGCCCAAUAUAGGAAAGCCCAGGGAGGCUUUAAAAGCUGUGAAAAAUCUGAACUUUUUGUUUAAAGCAUGAUGCAACGUACUUAUGUCUUCAGAAGCCACAGGACCUUACAUCUGCUAGGCUCUGUGUUCCCCAAUCACUUCGUAGUGGGCAGAGGAAAGGAGGUUUAGAGCCAAAUUCUGGGCUGGUUUAGGGUCUAAUUCUCCGAGGUGCGGGGUGUUCUGCACUUCACCUGGCUGCCUUCCCUCCUUUUGAAUUCAGUGUCCUGAAGGAAGUGAUCAGAGCCUGUUAAGAUUUACCCUUAUGUUCUGUGCCUUGAUUAAGCCUGCACAUUUCAUAACACAGCCAAAGAUUAUGUUUUCAGACAAAUGCCAGGGGGAGCUUUUGAGGUGUGAAAGCAACAAAUGAACAGUGAAUUGGUAGGGCUUCCUGAGGUGUCAAGAAGGAUGGCUCUGUCACUCAUUUAACAACCUGAUCUUAAUGUCUAGGAUGACACGCAAUAUAGACAAUACUGUCUAUAGCGUCAGUACUUUUCGGACCUGUGCUCAAUGCCAUUCUUCAAAGAAUAACCACUUGGACUCUGAAGCGUAACAACAAAUGUGUAGUUUGUGAUUUUCUCUCCCUCUCUGUUCGCCCCCUUUUUGGUCCUUUCAGAUAACCAUGUUUAUUUCCACAAACUGACUACUUUAUUUCUCAACAAUUACUAAUUUUAAAUGAAGUCUUAUUUUUAUAGUCCUCCUUCCUACUGCAAGGUAGAGCUAAUGAGGGAAAGUGAAGGAAGGGUCACUUUAGAAUAACACACAGCUUUUUUUCCAAGUAAGCUUAUCUGGCUCUCCCCAGAGACCCAUUGCAUUAAGCAAUUAAGACUUAAUAUAUUUCGCUCAGUGUGAUUGUAUCUGUGCAGACGCCAGUCUGGGAGAAGUGAAAUGUUAAGUUUCUUGGCAGCUUCUUGUUCACACAGAUCUUUUGGUAUAAUUGUGUGUGUCAGAUACAAUUAAAAGAACAUUCUCCAGCCAUGACAUAGCAGUACAGCUGACUGUCUUAAAACGAUGGUCUGGUUGCUCGCUGCGAGUGGCAGAACUUUGUUAUAUAUAUAAGAAUGCUAGCAGGCAUUCAGUCGUCUUGAACAAUGGAGACAUUUUCCUUUUUGUAAAGGGAUCCAAAGAAAAGCAAGCCAGCGUCUUGGUGAGUAAUAUUGUUUCAUAGUAACCAUCAAGGUCUGUUAUCCUAUUACAAGAAAAGGCUCUAGCUCCUUCUCAACAAGAAGCCAAUGCCUCAUGCCAGAGGCCUGUUUGUUGUGGAGUAUGAUGAAACUACGUAACCUACAGACACUUACAGGACAAUUCUCCCUUGAAGGACCCUUAAGUUCACCUGUGUACCCUAAAAUACUGUUUUGUGGUUUUUAUACAGAGGGCUUCAUGGUGAUGUGCUGAGAACUUGUAAAGUGCCUUCCACUCCAAUAGAUUUAAAUGGUAGCAUGGGGUACAAAUAGCCUUAUAGGAAAUGUCAAGCUUAAAAACAGGUACCCCCUGGAUUUCCCAAACAUCAUUUCAUUCAGAGAGUAGCUUUUUAUGUAGUGUUCUUUCAUAGAGAUUGGUGUCGUUCUUUGUUAAUGCCAACACAUGUGCUUAAACACAUGUAACACUCCCCUGUCCCUCCUUCCAAAACCUAAUUGCAGUCUUUGGUUGAGAUCACUCACUAGCAGAGCAAGUGACAACUUGAUACAUCCUACCCAAAACACAAGCCAUUGUUUUGACUAGCUCUGCAUACUAGUUGAGACUUCUGAUCCUUUCUGUUAUGUCUCUGCUGUUACAUGUGGACAGUAAUGUUAUAUUUGGAGCUAUGUUUUCUGCUCUGGAAACGAACUCCAGCAAGCUGGAAAACGUUGACUUCGCUGUGAGGUGAUCUGAUCCACUCCCUGACAGACUGAGGAUGCAGAAUCAGAAGUUAGCUUUGAAUUCUGAGGGACCGAGGAGCAGGAUCAUUUGGUUAAGAUAGUGGGGCCAAACGCACGCAGGUCUCCCUCCACUGAUACGGGAGAUCAGUGACCCAGACUGACAGACAUACCUUGGACUUCGUACUGUUUAGCACAAUCAAUCGUUUACAUUUUUUUUGUAACCAUGUAACUUACACAGAACUGAAUGGUAAGUGGUGCCUUUUCAAAGUGCCCUUGCAUCUCAAAAUGUGGCUGGACAUCGCCACUGAUCAGUGACAUUCAGCAGUAAAUCAAAUCAGGAUGAUACUGAAUUGUUCCAAGGGAGCAUUUGGAGGAUAUAUCCGUUAGAAAUUGUGAGCACUCAAAACACUACAGCAGGAGGCAUAUUAGUGCCUGGAGAGAGAACUCUUCCUGUACUUUUGGAGGGGUUGUGCUAGCCUGAGACCCGUUGAGCCUAGAUUCUUCAAUUGCAGCAAUGUAACAGGUCAGUGGAUUUACUCAGCCGUGAGCUGUUGUAGUCCAGGGAUUUGUGUCUAGUUAAAGCUUGAGGCCCAGUAGUUACGAAGAGCGAGUGUCUGCAACUCUCAUGUUCUCUCACUACAACGUUGUUAUGAAUUUACAGCCAAAAAAUGUGUGACUAAUCCUUCCUCGGAAGUGCAGUUGCUGUGGUUAUACAGAGCUAGAAACUUUACAGCAGUUACCUUCCCUGCUCUGUCCCUCCUCCCUCUCUUUCUCAAGACAGUCCCACCCCAAGCUGUGUUUUGUGCUGACCACAGGCUUCUGAAAUGCCUGACAGAGGUACAAACUAGGCUACUUCGUGUUAAACAGGCAAAUUAGUUUUUCUUUCUGAACUUAUAAAGAAAUAGACACUGAUUAUUUUUGAGUGUACAGAAAGUAUAUCUACAUUGAUGUAUGUACUGUAAAUUUCUAAUUUAUCACUGUACAAAACUUUGCUAUUUAAUUUUUGUAUCAAAAUAAAUUUUUAACCCUUGUGAAUUAGUAA
This is a messenger RNA of Alligator mississippiensis (American alligator), 4746 nucleotides long. RefSeq names its product frizzled class receptor 4 (gene FZD4). The coding region runs from base 16 to 1623 and encodes 535 amino acids. The record is from RefSeq and is a predicted model, not a curated record. Lineage: Eukaryota; Metazoa; Chordata; Crocodylia; Alligatoridae. Gene Ontology annotation, cellular component: plasma membrane. The transcript has 2 exons. Gene Ontology annotation, biological process: canonical Wnt signaling pathway; non-canonical Wnt signaling pathway; retina vasculature morphogenesis in camera-type eye. Gene Ontology annotation, molecular function: Wnt-protein binding; Wnt receptor activity.